AUUGAAUUAUAAUCUUUGACAGCUUUAGUUACGCAGACCUUCUCCUUGUAGUCUGCUACCAGUGGUUGAGGAGAGUGCGUUGUCUGAUGCUAUGUUGUAUUUAUUUAUGAUUCCUUGACGACGCAAGUUCAUAGCAGUUGACUUCAAAAUGGUUCAGAAGUACCAGUCACCCGUGCGCGUCUACAAAUAUCCGUUUGAACUUGUGAUGGCGGCAUAUGAAAGGCGAUUCCCAACAUGUCCUCUUAUACCUGUGUUUGUCGGAUGUGAAGUUACGUCAGAAUUUACUAGCCCUGAUGGAGCUGUCUCUCUAAAAGAAAGACGCUGUAAGCUAAAUGUUGAAGCACCAUACUUGAUUAAAAAGAUCAUUGGUGUUGAUCAUGUAUACUUCAUUCAGAAAAAUAAUUUGGACCGAAGAAACCGAACGCUCCAUAUUGAAGCGUACAAUGAGAGCUUCGCAAGCAGAGUAGUAGUUGUAGAGAAAUGUCGAUAUUUUGUCCACCCUGAAAAUCCAGACUGGACAUGCUUCGACCAGUCUGCCACCCUUGACAUAAAAUCAUUUUUUGGCUUUGAAAAUUCAAUGGAGAAGUUAGCUAUGAAGCAGUAUUCACAGAACAUAGCUAAGGGAAAGGAAAUAAUUGAGCACUUUAUAAAUGAGCUCAAAAAGGAAGGCGUAGUUUAUAUACCACCAUGGCAAGAACCUGAAGAUGGUUCCGCUGCAGCUGAGGAAGAGAGGGCACAAACAGCAAAUGAUUCAUCUGGGGACUUUGCAUUGGGAGCAUCAGCUUCAAACAUCAGUGCAGCCUUACCAUCCCCUCCCAUGCUGUCUCCAAGUGCUGAAUCACAGUUUGAACUAGAUACAGAUUACAUUCAAAGAUACCUUGGGGAACUGAGUCUCAUUCAAGAAUCUUCCCUUGUGCAGUUGCGGAAAUGGGUAGCUGAUCUCCAAAAAGGGAAGGUCCCAAGUGAUUCAACUUUACUAAGAUUUUUGAGAGCCAGGGAUUUCAAUGUGGAGAAGGCUAGAGAAAUGCUGUCACAGUCACUCAUUUGGAGAAAAAAACAUCAAGUGGAUCGUAUACUGUCUGAAUAUCAGAUCCCUCAGGUGGUGCAAGAUUACUUUCCUGGAGGGUGGCACCAUAUGGAUAAAGAUGGUCGGCCAUUGUAUCUUUUGCGUCUUGGUCAGAUGGAUGUUAAAGGACUUUUCAAAUCAGUAGGAGAAGAGGGACUCUUGAAACUGACACUGCAUGUUUGUGAAGAGGGUCUGCAGCUUAUGGAAGAAGCUACAAGAACUCAAGGAAAGCCAGUAUCAACAUGGUCCUUACUUGUUGAUCUUGAAGGACUCAACAUGAGGCAUCUUUGGCGUCCAGGCGUGAAGGCCCUGUUAAGAAUAAUAGAAAUAGUGGAAGCUAACUAUCCAGAGACAAUGGGCAGAGUCCUCAUUAUAAGAGCACCACGUGUUUUUCCAAUUUUGUGGACAAUUGUUGGUACUUUCAUAGAUGAAAAUACACGUAGCAAGUUCCUUUUCUAUGGGGGAAAUGACUACCAGGGAGCAGAAGGUCUUGAAAACUGGAUUCCAGAACAGUACAUUCCAGACUUCUUAGGUGGCUCAUGCAGAACGAUGGUUCAGGAAGGUGGCCUAGUACCAAAAUCAUUAUACAUGUCAGAGGAAGAAUUGGGAAAGGAAGGCUGUCCUCUUACUGAGGACAGCAUAUAUCACUGUGUCACCUUAGGCAGAGGGCAGGUUCAUGAAGUACUGAUAUCAAAUGAUGAUCCAGGAAGUGUAAUCACUUGGGAUUUUGAUGUAAUGAGGCAGGAUGUAAUGUUCACAGUCUACAGAACUCGCGUUCCCGUGAUGUUACAUACUGCUACAGGUCCUCUGCAGACAAUUCAGCAAAUGAAUCCUCUAGCAACAGACCCUGAGCAUCGGUCAGUUAUUGAGAAGAGUUGGCGAGAAGGACAAGAUUAUUUCAGGGUUGAAGCCCCAGUUGUCUGCCAUGAUGGUGAAAGUAUUCAGGGCUCUCAUGUCACAAGUCAUGUGGGUACAUACAUUCUCCAGUGGAAAUUCCACUGUAAUCAUCCACUAGAUAUAAUUGAUUCAAUUACUGCUCAUAAAGCCCAGGUCAUGUACUACUAUGAACAGCUUCGAUCAUCAGACUACAGAGGUUCUAUGUCUAGUCUGCAAUCUGCACAUAGUGGAAUUUCAGGCAAAAGCACUAGAUCUGGUACUAGCUCCUGUCCAUCAAGAUGAUGUUAUGAUAGCAAAAGUGGCCCAUCCAAAACAUCUUGACACCGUAAUGCUGUUGUAGAGGGCAACAAUCUCAGGAAAAACACAGUUCAUUAUUUUAAGUUCGUGUUUUUCUUUUGCAUCCAUGUUUUUAAUUGUAAAGUUAUCACCUUGCAUGUUACAUUAUUUGCAGAGAUGCCAUUUGUAUAUAUGUAGCAUAGCUAGUGUGAUCUCCUAAAGAUACUAUAUUUUUGUACACUCCUUGCUGGCUCAAGGGGUAAAUAGUGCUUCAGAAGCCAUCUUUCUCGCCACAGCAUGUAUAUUAGAGUAGCAAUGUGAGAGUUUUAAUAUAAACUGGCUCCUCUUGCAUAGCAAAAAUUUCAGGUAAAUGAAUUACCAGUCUAAAUGAAUUGGUAACUUGCACACACUGUUUCAAUAAAUGACUUGUAAAAUCAUUUUACCUUGCUUGUUGCAUAUGUGGAUUUUUUUAUUGAACACAUCAGAUGUAUUUUAUAUUAAGUUAGUUCCAGGUACAGAAAAUAAUAGUAGUAUUAUGAUACCUGCUUAUUAUAGUUCUUGACUAGCAGUUACACAUAAAAAUGUUAGUACUUGUAAUAGAAACAGUUAAGCUUUGCAUAUUGAAAGACAUUAUUAAUACACAGUGGAAAUAUUCCUUUUUUUCAGCAGUUACAUGAGAAUUUCAACGCAUGUUAAAAUGUCUGGAAAUGUCUUUAUGGUGCUGGCAUUGUACUGGACGUACAUUUUGCUGGAAAUUUCCUGCACAGUGAUACCUGAUCAGUGUUGAUAGCAUGACAGAUUAGUCACCUGUUGUAUUUCUCAAAUGACUGCAUGUUGUACUUUAUUGCAGGAUAGGAAGGGAUAGUAUAAAUAGUAAAUGGUCGAACAGUAUGGUACAAAAAUUUUUGAGCAUUUUAAUCGUAGGUUUAAACAACAAAUACCAUCACUAUGUCACGAGGUACUCAACUUUUUCAUUUCUUUGAGCAUUAAAAAUGUUAUGAAAUUUUCUUUGUGUAUACAUUUUAUUCAGUAUUCUCAGCCUAUAUAUGUGUUUAAAUGAUGUAUGUGUCAUAUGAGUUGUAAAAUUUUUAAAGUUAAACAUUGUUUAAAUUUCUUUCAGUGGAUAAAUAUAAGUAAUAUUUUUUUCUGAAUUUGACUUCUGGUUCUUGAUUAUGUGAAAACAGCAACAUUUCUAUGAAAUGCUGCCACAUCAGAGGCAUCGGAAUUUGAUUCUAAAAGUCUCUCUUAAUGUUGAUAGAAUUUCAAAUAAACUUUGAAAUAGUAGAACAGAAUGUGGUUUAAUAACAAUAAUCAGUUUUUAAGAAAUGACUAGAAUAAUGGCAUUUCAUUUAUGUUCCAAUUGAAUGCCUUAUUGUACAGUCUUUUUAGACUGAUAUUUAUGUUAAUAUAUUUAUAUAAAAAUUCCUGUCAACAAUGUUUAUUGUACUUUAACGGAUACAACAUCUGUUAAAUAAAUCACAUUUAACGGUCAA
Schistocerca gregaria is the source of this 3732-nucleotide messenger RNA. It is a transcript of the gene retm, whose product is annotated as SEC14-like protein 1. The transcript is spliced from 17 exons. Lineage: Eukaryota; Metazoa; Arthropoda; Insecta; Orthoptera; Acrididae. The coding region runs from base 149 to 2245 and encodes 698 amino acids. Gene Ontology annotation, cellular component: cytoplasm. The record is from RefSeq and is a predicted model, not a curated record.